AUGGCCGCUGAAGGCUGUGAUCCCUCCGGCCAGGCGCCGGAAAAUGGGACGGUCUCGCACACCCGCGACUAUUUCUCCAUCCCUGCUCCGAUUAAGCGCAUCUUCGAUCGAUUUCCUCUCGUCACAUACCCCUCUAAUGACGUCCCUCAACGUCCAGCGACGGCCCGUCGCGAAAAUGGGCUCUUUGUAUUUACGGAUGCUCCAGGGGCCCGUCACGGAAGACCGUCCUUCAAUCCGCAAUGUCUUAAGUGGCAGGCAUACUUAAAAUUCGUUGGAAUUGGCUUUAACCUCAUUCCGUCAAACAACCAUGCAUCCCCUACCGGUGCCCUUCCUUUUCUUCUCCCCGCUCAUCCCAUCCAAACCAGUGCCCCAAUACCGUCCAGCAAACUACAAAAAUGGGCCAUAGAGCAGGUACACUGCGAGGAGGAACAGCAGCUCGAUGUGCGCUUUGAAGUCUAUGCAUCAUUGCUGGACCACCGGAUACGGAAUGCUUGGUUGUAUCAACUCUAUCUGGACCUAGAAAACUUCAGCGCCGUAGCCCGGAGACUUUAUGUGGAUCCCACGACAUCAAAUCCAUUGGUACGGGUGGCACUCUCGAACCAACUACAGCAGGCGGCGCGCGACGAGCUCUUGAAAUCAUCGCAAUACAUCGAUGUCGGUGCCUUGGAGGCCGAGGCGGCAGACGCUUUCGAGGCACUCUCGACGCUCCUUGGAGAUCAACUCCACUUCUUCGGUCGAUCGCAACCCGGGCUUUUCGAUGCUAGCGUGUUUGCAUAUACUCAUCUAAUUUUGGAUAAGGAAAUGGGGUGGAAACGGAACCGACUGCAACAACUCUUGCAGCAACAUGAGAACCUUGUACAACAUCGUGAACGACUCCUCGAAUUCUUCUAG
This is a messenger RNA of Aspergillus tanneri, 891 nucleotides long. Its product is annotated as putative mitochondrial outer membrane protein (Sam35). Lineage: Eukaryota; Fungi; Ascomycota; Eurotiomycetes; Eurotiales; Aspergillaceae. Gene Ontology annotation, biological process: mitochondrion organization. Gene Ontology annotation, cellular component: SAM complex. The transcript has 3 exons. The coding region runs from base 1 to 891 and encodes 296 amino acids. The record is from RefSeq and is a predicted model, not a curated record.